ACUCAGUCACCUUCGUAACAAUUUUCUUCCCUGGAACGUUAGAGACCGUGAAGUUUUGCUCCUGCAGGCACAACAUCCACCGCGACAAUUUACUACGUGUGUCUGGCUCUGUCUUUGGUCACCGUAGCGGCUUAUGAUCAGUUUCCAUAUGGAACUGCUGACCCUAUAGAUAAGGUUUCCAUUUGUGUAACGCCCACGCUGUUAAUAAACACAUUCUCGACCGUUGAAUACCUGUGCCCUGUGGGUGUUAGAACACGACUGGUAUACUGGAUGAUUCCUGUCUUAGCAGUGCACCUAUUCCGUUAUCACUCGCAUCUGUGGACAUUUUGAACUGUUGUCUAGGUACCCGUAGUUUCGGCGUCAUUUUCUGGUGGUCUAAAAUCUGUUUAGUGCUGUUGAAUAUCUUCUGCAAAUCUUCCGACUAAACAAACUUUGACCCACUUAGUAGCCAAUGUCUCAUUGAAGUUUUUCACUAACCAACUAUAAAACACUGCUGUCCCCAAGAACUGUUGUAGUUUCGUCUUUGAAUUUGGGGACUUUGGUCUUUGUCGUCAAGAUUUUCUCAGGCAGCGGUUUUAUCUCACGAAGCGGCGAGUUGGUCGUCCGAGGGUGGCAUAAAGGAGGUCAUGCGAAGGAAGAGGAGAUGAGAGAAUGUGGACAGACGUGGAGCCAGGUGAAAACGUUGGCGCAGGACCGAACAUAGUAGUGGCGUGCGGCUGAAGCCCUAUGUUCCACUGGGUACUGUCCCAACAGCGUAACUACUCCAUUCCGCUAUCUGAGUUUUUGUUUUGUUGUUGUGCAGUCCAGGCUCUUCAUUGCCUUUUAACACGGCGUCGACGUGUUUCACAUGAUCACUUUCAGUUUGAGAUCAUUGGCGUACGCCUCCACCUUCUUUGACUCUAAGCAACGACGUCACUAGCCAUCUGAAUGUGAAGGGUGCACCUGCCAACCCAGACGACAUGCGUUUAAAACUAUAUUGUUUCUGCCCCUCUCUGAACGAUGUCUUGUUUCUGUCUCCUUAUUUUAUCGAUAUCUGCUAGCAUCCUGACUGGAGGUCGGGAGCUGUAAGCAAAUUUCCACUCCGUAGGCGAUCUAGGGUUUCUGCUGCAGCUGGCACAGCAGAAGGUCUCGGUUCUGUUAUGCUGUUGUAACUGUCGGAAGUCAGCAUAGAAUCUGUACUUCCCACUUAUUUUUUUCCACAAAAAAGACUGCGAAGUGUUACAGGCUGUCAACUUCUUCAAUUGUAUCAUCUUUUAACACCACUUGUCACUCAACUUCUUCUGAAUGACACAGGACUCUUCGUGUUGUGAAUGGUGUUAUUUUCCGACCGGUCAUUGGGAUUUCAUGCUUCAUCUUAUUAUAACAACCGUAAGAGUCCCCAUCUUCAAUGAACAGAUGAUCGUAUUCUCUAAAUAACAUCGUUAUAUUCUGUAUUUUCGACACUUCCAUCCCAUGCUAUUUCGCUGUUCUUUUGUCUCCCUUUGUGUGGCACAUGAGGUUUGGCGACUCAAACUGCUGUCUUUCUGUGCAGAGUUCUAUGUUGAAGCCAGUCAGUCAGUUCUUAACCUUCAGCUGUCUAUUUCGCUGUAAUAUUUAACACUAUUCUGAUAACACGUCUCAUCUUGAUGCUAGUUCUAUGAGAAGAAAGUUUGUCUGAAGCCUUAUAAAAACCUGUUGGUGAUGCAUACAACACUUGACUUCCCUAUCAACUGUUGACAGCUUAGGUUGCAUACCGUGAUGGAUUGUUGCUUCGUUUAGAGGAUUUGUCAAAAAAGUAAUCUGAGUGCUAUUUUUAUGCAUCAAAAUUUUCUCAUAUGGGGAGAUAGUUGGGAAGUGUUCCAACUCAUCAAGUUUAAGAUGGCAUAAUGGAGCUUAAUUGUCAGUGGGGGAUGGCAGUGUUUAUGAUUCAGAUUUUAAUUGUCUUGGAUACAUUUGUAUUGUGUUUAGCUUAUUACUUAGUCUCCUAUGUGGUGUUAAUUGGAAGUUAAUGUACUAAUCAAAUAUUGUAUUCUUUGGUUCGCGUAUCUUAUUUAUGGUGGAUACUACUUCAACUGUACCUACGGAUAUACCAUCAGUUCAACAGUAUCUAUACCGUCAUCUAUCAAGCGAUUCAUCGGUAUGUUAUUAUUCUAUUCCAAAUAAUGCUCAAGCACUAAUGACUCAUCAUUCUACAAGUACUAGGAUGGCUACUGUCCUUUUGACUAAUAAUCAUUAUCCAGUUAUUGAUUUAACUCUCAGAUAGUAAUAACAGUAGCAAUAAUACCACUACUAUUACUAACAUACCAACAAGCACUACUACUACUCCUGCUACUGUUGCCAUGAUUGCGACAGAAAAUACUACUUCGACAGGGGAUGCUAGCACUUUGACUACGAUCAGUACCCGACUAAUUCCUGCCAUCCCAUCAUCUAUUGUUGCUGGUGGUGGUGUUCUUUAUGUGAACACUUCUCAAAACAAUUGUAUAUAAUAUUCUAAAACCUCAGAGAUAUCCAUGGAUGCUAAAAAGAAUCAACCACCACAACUUUGUCCGUGUGACCCAGGUUC
This is a messenger RNA of Trichobilharzia regenti, 2542 nucleotides long. The record is from the annotation of a GenBank genome assembly. Lineage: Eukaryota; Metazoa; Platyhelminthes; Trematoda; Strigeidida; Schistosomatidae.